UGUUUCAGAGGGUGAUUGUGUACGCAUGCGUUCCUCUAAACCGUUGAUCCCAACAUACGUGGCUAUAAUCGAAGAGAUGAAAGCUGAUUCACGAGACGUUCGUGUCCGUUGGUAUUACUGGCCGGAGGAGACAAAGAAGGGUCGGCGUCAUUUCCAUGGCUCAAAGGAGCUUAUUCUAUCUGAUCAUUUUGAUGUUCAGAGUGUUGAUACAAUCGAAGGAAAAUGUACUGUUCACAGUUUGAAGAAGUACAUGAAGCUUGAUGUUGUUGGUGAUGAUGAUUUCUUCUGUCGAUUCAACUACAAUUCCGCUACUGGUGCUCUCACUCCUGAUAUAGUUCAAGUGUACUGUAAAUGUGAGAUGCCAUAUAAUCCUGAUGAAGUUAUGGUCCAGUGUGAUCACUGCACUGAUUGGUUUCAUCCUGCUUGUAUAGACAUGACGGUGGAAGAAGCCGAAAGAAUUGACAACUUCUCUUGUGAAAGUUGUUCUUUGGAAGUUCAAAAAAAGUUGCGAGGUGGAUACUAAACGCCGUCAAAGAUGAAAGUGAUGGUGUAUUAGAUAUAUAAUGGACGGGACUCUGGUUUUUCAAAUCCUUGGUAGGAGCAGAAUAAACUCUGACAAUGGUCUGAAAGUUUGUCAAUGGUUGGAGUAAUCAUCACUGUUUCCCUAGGUAGUGGAGGAUGUGUUUCUUUUUGUUAUCUGUAAUUAUUUUGUGAUGUAGAUUCUCCAUAUAUCCUCAUCGGGUCCUUGUUCAUACUCAGACUUUUGUCAAGUAGCUUGACUUGUUUACAACUACAACCAGUAUACACAUUAAGACUUUCUAUUCUCCGGUGACAAAAUUGUUGUUAGUCGUUUUUUUUUUUUUUGGGUUAACAUGAUAUUAGUAUGAAAUUUUACCACCGUUUAACGGUGAUUAAUCUCCGUCUGGGAACUUGUGGG
This is a messenger RNA of Medicago truncatula (barrel medic), 937 nucleotides long. Its product is annotated as chromatin remodeling protein SHL. Gene Ontology annotation, molecular function: chromatin binding. Lineage: Eukaryota; Viridiplantae; Streptophyta; Magnoliopsida; Fabales; Fabaceae. The transcript has 4 exons. The coding region runs from base 26 to 523 and encodes 165 amino acids. The record is from RefSeq and is a predicted model, not a curated record.